Anopheles nili is the source of this 804-nucleotide messenger RNA. RefSeq names its product 39S ribosomal protein L4, mitochondrial (gene mRpL4). Bases 1 to 804 code for a protein of 267 amino acids. Gene Ontology annotation, biological process: translation. NCBI's taxonomy places the organism in Eukaryota, Metazoa, Arthropoda, Insecta, Diptera, Culicidae. Gene Ontology annotation, cellular component: ribosome. Gene Ontology annotation, molecular function: structural constituent of ribosome. The transcript has a single exon. The record is from RefSeq and is a predicted model, not a curated record.
AUGUUUAAAUUACUGAAUUUGUUAAAAUCACAUACUAUCAAUAGUGUGUGUCGUACCAAAGCUUCUGCCGCCAUAGUUCCCAGAACUUUAACAGAAUGGCGUCCACCAAGAGAAGUGUGGUUGGAAAACAUGGAUACUCUGGAAUCCAAAAAUAUUGGUAUCAUUGAGCUAGACAACUCAGUGUUUGGAGCUCCACCCAGGAUAGACAUCGUUCAUCAAAAUGUUGAAUGGCAGAGAAAGUAUCGAUUUGUAAGCUUUUCACACUCUAAAACUAGGAACGAAGUUCGUGGAGGCGGUAGAAAACCGUGGCCACAGAAGGGUUUGGGCAGAGCUCGCCACGGAUCAAUAAGAUCGCCUCUAUGGAGAGGUGGAGGCAUCGCUCAUGGACCGAGAUCACCAACCACGCAUUUUUACAUGCUGCCUUUUUAUAAUCGAGUGCUUGGACUGGUUUCUACCCUCUCUAUUAAACAUGCCCAGGAUGAUUUACACGUUGUGAGGGAUUUGGAAAUCCCUUCAGAGGAUCCCCAGUAUAUGAAAGAUUUAGUUGCUGCGCGGUUAUGGGGUCCCUCUGUUCUGUUAGUGGACUCGUCCGAUAUCCUCCCAAAAAAUAUAUCUUUGGGCGUGGAAACCAUUGACUACAUUAACCUCAUGCCGGUGUACGGUUUAAAUGUAUACUCCAUGCUAAAACACAGCACCGUAGUUUUAACUGAAAGCGCCGUAAAAGAGAUCGAAAAUAAACUCUUAGAGCAUUUAAACCGAAACGAUGCACGAACGCUGAUGUGUAAAUUUAAGUACGAUAGAUAA